AUGCUGGAACGGCUUGGAGAUGAUAUCGGCGAGAAGGUAGUAUGCAGCAUAAUUGUGGUGCCUGGCAUUGGAGCGGUCCGACCGGACGACUGGCCUUGGCUGCAAACCGUGAACAAGACAACGCGUUCCGCACAACUAUGGAGUUUCCGAUAUGGCACCGAUUAUGCUAAGAACAGCAUGGUGGAAUACAUAGAGCGACAUGCUGAGAUACUGCUAGCUGAUUUAGAGACUUAUUACCAUCAGACUGACCGGCGCCCGAUCUGCUUUGUCUGCCAUAGUCUCGGCGGCCUCGUUCUUCAACAAGCGCUCAAACAUGUGCAUGAUUGCCAGUACAGCUAUCUUACUGUGUCUAAGACUCUAUCGGGGAUCAUCUUCUUGGGAACUCCCCACAAAGCAUUCAACAGUACCAGCAAUAAUGUUUUCGAGAGCAUCAUGAAUUGUUUCCAUUUGGGUUCUGGGAAACCCAUUUCAAGCAGCGACCUAAUUGAGCUCGAUCAACUUGGACGGCAUUUCGAGGGCUCAAGUCUGAGCAUACCAGUUCUAUCAGUGUACGAGCGCUAUAAAACCAAGGUCAAGUUCAAAGCUCGAAUGCUGUUCAGCUAUCACAGAGAACAGACUAUUGUUGGUGAAGCGCAGGUGCAACUGUCUUUCACUGCGAGUGAGGCAAUAGGGGCUCCGCUGGACCAUCGCCAUGUUGCUUUGCUACCUCGAGAGUCUGAAGCUGAGCUCAAGGCGCUGGCAAUGAUCACUAAACUCGCGCGCGAAGCACCUAGUGAAGUUGCGGCACGUUUCGAAGAUCAUGAAAUUCCAACUGAGCUAAUCCACAGUACAUCGUGCGGUCCAAGCGAACCAGAUCUCGUAGUGCUCAGAGCCGAUAUCAGAAAAUCAAGAUAUGCGCCUCAUCAUGAUCGGAAUGGUAGCUACGGCUCUGCGGAUGCUGUCACUGGGACCACAGAUGACUCAUUUGAAGUGGUGGCCCGUAGGACCCCAGUAGAGAUGUCAAAGCCGCCGGCGAGACUGCCCCCAAGUGUAACGACAGUCCGACCUAUGAGCAAAGAACUCUUCGGACGGGCGGAGGAUCUCCUUAUCAUGGAUGAAAAACUCCUGAGCUUGGGACCAGCUAGUCCUCCAGACUUGAGCCUAUCUGGGCUACGUUCAUUUGUGAUAUAUGGAAUGGGUGGUAUUGGCAAGACGAGUUUGGCGCAGUACUGGGUUCAGACACGAAAACACAACUUCGAUGCUGUGUUUUGGCUUAAAGCAAGCAAGAUUGAAUCGCUAGCGGGCGAGUUUGUCGGAAUUGGCACGAGUAUUGGUCUUUUUCGUGCGGAGGAGAGUCAUGAUCUCGCCGUGGGCCGCGCAAUUGUGAAAGGAUGGCUCGCCGAACCAAGAUAUGUUGCACCUAAUAAGGCGGCUCGCAGCCCAGAAGCUCGAUGGCUGAUUGUCUUUGACGAUGUGGAGUCCCUGGCUGGCUUGGCCGAGUACUGGCCGUUUGAAGGCCAGGGUACAGUACUAGUCACUACUCGAGAUGCUAGCAGCAGCAGUAUCUUGGACUCGGAAGCGACUUUUGCUCGGUCUUUGCCUCUGUCUGGUACUCUUGAGCUUAAGCCACUCACGCUCGCGGAGACGCGGAUGAUGCUACUGAGCCUGACAGCGGAAACAUCAGACUGUCAAGAUGCAGCGACUCUUGAGACGAUCUGUCGAAAGCUCGGUGGUCUGCCUCUGGCGAUACAACAAAUGGCCGGGAAUAUUCGCACUAUGAACCUUCGUUAUGGAGACUUACUGCGAAUGUGGGAGCAUGAAAAUCCUGGAGAAUUCCUGGAUACAGCCGCGGGCUCUAAUUCUGUAACCUCAACAGGUCUUCGGCAAACUAUUGCCACAAUGUGGAUGUCUAGAGCCGAUACAAGCGAUCGUCCAGAAGACCUCGCACUGCUUCGAGUUCUUUCGUUCCUGGCACCUGGUGGAGUUUCAGAAGAACUUGUGUGCGACAAAGAGUUCUUGGAAGCUGCAAUACCUCAGUUUCGUGCCAGCGAGCUGCGCUUCCAGAACGCAAAGUUGAACCUGAUUCAAAGCUCCCGCAUUACAUAUGAGAAGAAAGACCGAGUUAUCAUUGUCCAUGAUUUGGUGAAGGAAUCAGUCCGCGCACAUAUGGGUCAAGAUGCAGCUUCAUAUAUGCUUCUUAUGGUCGCUCGAGCUGUAUCCAGGACUUGGCCGUUCCUGAAGGCCCGCCAGUGGCACGAUCGCAGCAGGUGGCCGCAAUGUGAAACGCUCCUGCCACAUAUCGCCUUCCUUCAACAGCUUUGGAGCCGCCCGUCUCACAAGAAUCCUCAUGGCCAGCUAUACCUUGAGUUUGCAAAGCUGAUCAACGAGGCUGGUUGGUUCCUAUACGAGCGUGGAAUGCCAGAAGAAUCCAAGAAAUAUUUCGCGACGGUAGAGAUUAUAUGUCGACAAAAUCGAGAUCAAGACGCAGCGCAAGUGUCAGAGAUUUUAAGAUGUUGCUACAACUACCAGGGUGCAGCGGCCACGGAUACUGGCGACCGAGAAGGCGCGUUGGUGUACAACAGAAAGUGGUUGGAGCUUCAUUUAGAACACAAGACCCGGACCGAACAGACUUGCGCCGAUCACGAAGAGGCAUGUAUAUGGAACGAAACUGGACUGGCUUAUGGUUUAAAUCAAGAAUUUGUUGAGGCCGAGGCAUGCUUUAGACGUUCGGCGGAAAUCAUACGGACGCUUCCCGACUUUGUGCCCACAAUGCUAGAUUACGCAUUGCCGAACUUGGGCCUCGUUCUUUGGGUGCAGGGAAAACCACUGGACGCGGAAUCCGUGUUGAGUGAGAUUCGAGAAGCUUGCGAGGAAGAAUACGGCUUUGAUGAUGUUAAAACCUUCAAGUUUGUGUCCAUGAGAUCUGUCACUUGAGCUGUGCCGACGACUAUACACAACUCAUCUCUGACCUCGCAAAUUAUCCCACCGGUGAUGGAGAAACAGUCAACAGCCUACAUCAUUUCUUGAAGAUACGCUUUCUACAUCAGCGGCAGGACAAUUUCGUGACCAUUUAUGAUUUAUGCCCCGAUGCCCAUCAUAGACAUCCCACGCUGCGGGACAUCAAGACACCGCUGGAAUUACAGAAUGAGCCGCCUCUGACAUCGAGGCAGAACAUUCGGCAGCUAGUCUUCUUGAAAGGCUUCCCUUCCCAGCAAUGGAUUAAGGCUCUCGGCAGCAAGUAUCAGGUCGACCCAGUGUUCUUCAGUCGUCAUCUCGACUUCCAUGAUCAAGAAAAUCGAUCUCUAGGGAGAUUUGCGACACCUGUUUUGCCCUCAUCCUCCUGGCACAUCUUCCAGUUCUCCUGUAUGACGAUCGCAACGCGAGAUCGCGUAACGCAAGAUGUGCAAGACUUGCGUGCCAAGGUGGAUGCAGGCAUGAUACAGUACAUCAGAAGCCUCAAGAGUGGCCAGAGUCACGAGGUUGGUGACAGUAUCGUAAGACCUUGCCACGUCGUGGACAACGAGACAUUCGUUCUGGAACAGCAAAUCACGGUCUGUCUCCACCUUUUGAAGUCAGGCUGGAUAGUCUUAAUCUGGAGCGAUGCUGGCAAAAGUCUCCACGAGGAUCGAGAUGUAGCUUCUGUAAAGCCAUGGCGUACCGGCACUCACAAAUUUAGCGAACCUCUAUUACACUUCGCACCAAUCGUAUCGCAUCGGCCAAUGCUGGCACUGAAGCCUCAUCUGCUAGUGGGAAGUCGGAGAGGGUUUGCAAAUGGAAAAUGCCCAGAAUCAAUCGGACUUCUGGAUCAGCAUUAUGGGAGAUCUUUAAGACUGGCACUCAUGGCGAACGAUCCAGCUUAUGCUUUGAGUGAGGUCUUCUCGCUCGUCGCUGCAUCUCACAACCAGUUCCUGAACUUGAUGCACGAAAAACUCAACAUGCAUGAGCAGAAUGACAGUUACGCAGCUUUCCCAGUCCUACGCUACCUGAAGCAAAUCUUGUCACGACAUACAUUGCAACUAGAAGAGAUUGCAAUGGCAUUGGAGAAUACAAAGAAUCGCAAGUGGCCAAAAUCCCCUGAUGCUGAUGCCAGGCCCCAUGCUGAGUUCAUGAUGGAGACGUUCCACAACGAUCUGGACUACCUGUUGAAAAGGGCAAAACAACAUCAUGAUCGAAGCCACGAGGCCAUCAAUCUGUUGAUGAACAGUACUUCGAUAGCAGACGCACGGGAUCAAGCCUCUGAGACGGAACGUAUUGGCAAGCUUACUUUCGUAGCAUUCUUCUACGCUCCACUAUCUUUCGCGACUUCACUCUUUGGCAUGAACUUCAAAGAAGUCGGCGAGGGCCUUUCGAUCUGGAUCUGGUUUGCAGUAGCCGUUCCCCUCUUGGGUGUGACAUUACUUGCGUACCUUCUGCCAACGAAAGUGUUUCUCAGGAACGAACGCCGAAAGGCAGUCAAUAGGUCACGAUGACUUUCCUGAUCUUUACCAACAGCAAUGAGGUCUCGCACUCAGGAUCAUCACCGCGAUAUCAUUUUCGAAUGCGCCAAAUUCAAUGGCAAGCACUUCAUAACAGCGGCUGGCUCGAUAGACGCGAUGGCAGAAGUUCAGAUGGGAGUGGCCGGAACCAAGCUCUUCAUUCCUCGGCUAUCGCGGUCAUGGACGUGGUCGCGGCCGCGAGGGUUGGCCCUCGCUGUGCGCUCCUAUCGUGUACGAAAGUACGAAGUGUCACUGCAUCAUCACAGAACAAUUCUGCCAUGGCUGCUGGCCAAGUCUUCACGAAUCGGGC
Molecule: messenger RNA, 4764 nt
Organism: Cercospora beticola
Lineage: Eukaryota; Fungi; Ascomycota; Dothideomycetes; Mycosphaerellales; Mycosphaerellaceae
Source: RefSeq, a predicted model, not a curated record